Talaromyces marneffei is the source of this 1068-nucleotide messenger RNA. RefSeq lists its product as uncharacterized. Lineage: Eukaryota; Fungi; Ascomycota; Eurotiomycetes; Eurotiales; Trichocomaceae. The transcript has 4 exons. The record is from RefSeq and is a predicted model, not a curated record. Gene Ontology annotation, cellular component: cytoplasm; nucleus. Gene Ontology annotation, biological process: protein phosphorylation; intracellular signal transduction. Gene Ontology annotation, molecular function: MAP kinase activity; ATP binding. The coding region runs from base 1 to 1068 and encodes 355 amino acids.
AUGGCUCAAGGUCAGAAUUCCACCCAUGGAGGGUCGAGGAAGAUUUCGUUCAAUGUAUCGGAUCAGUAUGAUAUUCAGGAUGUGAUUGGAGAGGGAGCGUAUGGCGUUGUUUGCUCUGCGCUACACAAACCAUCGGGCCAGAAAGUCGCCAUCAAAAAAAUCACUCCGUUUGACCACUCCAUGUUUUGUCUUCGAACUCUCCGAGAGAUGAAGCUGUUAAGAUAUUUCAACCAUGAGAACAUCAUUUCGAUCCUCGAUAUUCAGAGACCUCGUAGUUACGACAGCUUUACCGAGGUCUAUCUCAUCCAAGAACUGAUGGAAACUGACAUGCACCGAGUGAUCCGCACACAAGACUUGUCCGACGACCAUUGCCAAUAUUUCAUUUACCAGACACUGCGCGCACUGAAAGCGAUGCACUCAGCCAAUGUCUUGCACCGAGACUUGAAACCUUCGAAUCUUCUACUCAACGCCAACUGCGACUUGAAGGUUUGCGAUUUUGGUCUGGCUCGUUCGGCGGCUUCUACCGACGACAAUUCUGGUUUCAUGACUGAAUAUGUUGCCACACGUUGGUACCGUGCUCCUGAAAUUAUGUUGACCUUCAAAGAGUACACCAAGGCGAUCGACGUAUGGAGUGUGGGAUGUAUCCUGGCAGAAAUGCUUAGCGGAAAACCCUUAUUCCCAGGCAAGGACUACCACCACCAACUCACUCUGAUCCUCGACGUACUCGGCACGCCAACCAUGGAAGAUUACUACGGAAUCAAAUCUCGCCGUGCUCGUGAAUACAUUCGAUCUCUCCCAUUCAAGAAGAAGAUUCCUUUCAAACAUCUAUUCCCGAAAACCACCGACCUCGCGCUUGAUCUUCUAGAGAAGUUAUUGGCCUUCAACCCUGCCAAGCGUAUCACGGUCGAGGAAGCUUUGCGUCAUCCGUACCUCGAGCCAUACCAUGACCCUGAUGACGAGCCCACUGCGGAUCCCAUCCCAGAAGAAUUCUUUGAUUUCGACAAGAACAAAGAUACCCUCAGCAAAGAACAACUGAAACUCCUAAUUUACGAAGAAAUCAUGCGAUAG